Molecule: messenger RNA, 526 nt
Organism: Stomoxys calcitrans (stable fly)
Lineage: Eukaryota; Metazoa; Arthropoda; Insecta; Diptera; Muscidae
Product: acyl-coenzyme A thioesterase 13
Exons: 2
Coding region: 84-440 (118 amino acids)
Molecular function (GO): fatty acyl-CoA hydrolase activity
Source: RefSeq, a predicted model, not a curated record
AUUUGUUAUACAGCUCUCCAAGUACAUUUACGAAAUGAUCCAUUGCAUUGCGCAAAGGGUUAUCGUCAUUCUCAUUAUUUGACAUGGAUUUUAAAAUCACUGGUGGGGGCGAUGGUCGUUGCAUCGGUGAAUUCACAGUAGGCAAAUCUCACGUUAAUGCCAGCGGCGGUUUACAUGGUGGUUACACUGCUACCAUGAUAGAUAACAUAACAACCUAUGCCCUUAUGUCAGCCGGCUCCCAUCCUGGCGUCAGCGUUGAUUUGCAUGUUAGCUACAUUAAGUCGGCCAAGGAAGGUGAAGUAAUUAUUGUGGAUGCAAAUACCAUAAAAACGGGUAAAAAGCUUGCCUACGUAGAGUGUGUGCUAAAGAAAAAAUCGGAUGGCUCCAUAGUGGCAAAAGGUGGACAAACAAAAUUUGUCGAUUUUAAAGAAGAAGAAUAAAAAAUAUACGGCUGUAUGUGGUUGUGGUAUAUUUUGGGCAUAUAGAAAAUUUAGUUAAGGUAAAAUAAAAAAUAUUGAUCUGGCAA